AGGAAGGUUUUUGAUGUGUGCUUCAAUAAUGCUGCUGCAGAAAGUGCUCUCCUUGACUGGUGCAAUGAGAAGACAUCUGCUGUUUAUGGGUGGGCAUGCCUUAAUGAUGACAGCCCUGAAAUCAUGAGUGAUGCUACCCUUGAUUGCAUUGUCAGUUGCAUGCAUCAUCACAAGAUCCAGACCUGUCAGGACCUCAGAAGGGAAACUGGGUGGAUAGACAGUGAUCUGUAUGGCAAUGAGGUCCCUGUGCUCAUUAAAAGUCAUUCUGCUCCAUGCCCCUCCAUCUUCAUCUCUACACCACUCAGGCAAGGAACAACCACCAGCAUCCCUGCUUCUACAACCUCCCUAUUACCCCAA
Messenger RNA from Pisolithus orientalis, 357 nucleotides. RefSeq lists its product as uncharacterized. The transcript has 2 exons. The record is from RefSeq and is a predicted model, not a curated record. Lineage: Eukaryota; Fungi; Basidiomycota; Agaricomycetes; Boletales; Pisolithaceae. The annotation marks the transcript as partial.